Messenger RNA from Coniophora puteana RWD-64-598 SS2, 2232 nucleotides. RefSeq lists its product as uncharacterized. The transcript is spliced from 6 exons. Lineage: Eukaryota; Fungi; Basidiomycota; Agaricomycetes; Boletales; Coniophoraceae. The annotation marks the transcript as partial. The record is from RefSeq and is a predicted model, not a curated record.
GUGAUGCUACCCCAGAUCCGGUUUCUCACCCAAGUCCUUGAUUUCCUGGCUACUCCAAUUGAGUUUGCUUCACAGAGUGAAUGGAAGAAAGAGUUUAACCAGACUCUACAAAAGCAAGGUAGCAGCAGCUCUGACACAUCCCGAGAAAGGGCCUGGAUGCUUUUUUAUCAAGCCAAGGUCCAAGAAGUUCAAAAAAUGGCUGAGACUUGGCUGGCAUCCAAUGAGUCAGACUGGAGUCUCCUUGAAAGAAAACACUUGGCAAUUUGGGAGGAUGUUUACUUGGCAGACAACAAUGCCAAAAGCUUGCUUGCAGGCUAUGGUGCACACCCAAAACGGCAUACACCUGAAUACAAUAUUGUCCAUGGCAAGAGAGCACACAUCUUCAACCUAUGUAUAUCCUCUGCCAGGGAGCAUGCUCGGAGCCUGUCAGCAGACGACACAAGUGAUGCUGCUGUGGUGGACAGAGGCAUGGCCAAAAAGUUGGUGCUUCUUGAAGACAUGAUGUUUGCCAAGGAUACCUUUGGCCGUGUUGCCCGGUUUGCACCACCACCAACCAAGUACUUUUUUUCAGGUGUGAACCAGGUCCUCACUGAGGUGAAGGGUGCAUUGGAACAGGUCAUGUUUUGGAUUGACCCUCUUUCAACCAUGUUCCUCAGAGGCGACAAGCAUCUGUGGCCAAACACAACUCAGUGCUUGCAUGCAUUUGUCUGUGACUACCUGAAACUGCCAUUGCAUGCAUACUAUCAGGUGGUGGAUACCAUUCUGGAACAUCGACUUGACACUCUGGUGCCCAUGAAAAACUGGAGGACUGUACUGGAGGAGCAACAUGCUACCUUCCACCUCAACCUUGUAAAGCAAGUUUCCAAAGAUGAAGUGCCAAACUCACUGAACAAGAACCUGAGCAAUCUGUGUGCUGUGUGGGCAAACAAGCUGAAAACAUUUUCAGAUGCCAAGAAGUCACAGCUUCGACCCCAGCCAGAUGCAAAAAUAUGGGAGAAGGCCACAGCUGGACUUUCUUCAGACCACAAAGGUGUUUUGCAGACUGCCGUCACCUUUUUGAGAGCAACUAGCUUUCAAUGGAAUCUAGCUGAAAAUCCCUAUGAUGCUAUUCACAACAUUGCUGCACCUCUUCUCAAGCAUGCAUAUCUCUCCAGGGAAAACAAGUCCUUUAAUCAGCACAUGGUGGCCUGUCCCUCCAUCAUUGCCCUCCGCAAAGACAUUCAGGCUGCCCUGGAGAAACACCUUUCCUAUGCCUUUGAGUGGCACGAUGGAAUGCAGGAAGGGUUUGUGCUUGAAAACAAUGUUCCUCCCCCUGAGCUGUUUGUCACCACCUUGGGUGUCAUCUCGUUCAAAAAAGAUGGCCACCAUAUUGUGGAGAGUCCAGCCAAUCAGGCUGUACGUGGAGCCAAGGAUGAUGUCAUGAGGAAUGGCAAUGGACAAAUCCUCAACACAAUCAUGGAUCUGCUCCAGAAGCUGGAUUUUGGACCAGACUGCAAGGACGGCCUUCUCCCUCCAAAGGUGGCUGCAUCAGCCAAACAGCUUGUUAUGAGUGUUGUGGCUGAAUCUGAACUGUCCAUUGUACAAGUGAUGGAUGUUGAUAUGGAUGUUAACCCCUCUAUUGAAGAACUGGGCCCUGACCGCUUGGACAAGGCACAGCGGGAAUACUACCAUGUCAACAUGCCAAAAGGAAUGUCAGAUGUUGACUACAUCACCAUGCGGAAAGGGCUCUCCCAGAAGGCACUUGAGGCCCUGGUUUUCAUUCAGGAUUCAGCACUGGGUGCUGAAGAGGCCAAGGAGCAGAAAAAAGAAGAUGCUGAAAACAAGAUGAAAGAUGCUCGGCUGAAAAAGGCUAACACAGCAAAAGCUCCCUCAGUAUGGAAUAUUACAAAGGAACAAAAGGCUCAGGUAAUCUGGAAGAGACAACAGAAGCAAAAACAAAAACAAGAGACAGAUCAGGGAUCUGAUGAAGAACUUGAUGUAGGGAUGCAUGGAAUGAGCAUUUCCCAGAGGCAAGACACAGGCAUUGGUCCAAAUGAUAACCACAAUGAGGAUGAGGAUGAGGAUGAGGAUGAGGAUGAGGAUGAGGAUGAGGAUGAGAAUGAGGAUGAGAAUGAGGAUGAGGAUGAGAAUGAGAAUGAGGAUGAGGAUGAGGAUGAGGAUGAGGAUGAGGAUGAGGACGAGGAUGAAAAUGAAGAUGAAGAUGGUGCAUUUGCUAAACCAACCUUACAUUAG